Molecule: messenger RNA, 1446 nt
Organism: Prorocentrum cordatum
Lineage: Eukaryota; Dinophyceae; Prorocentrales; Prorocentraceae
Source: the annotation of a GenBank genome assembly
AUGCAGCCGGAGGCGGCGUGCGGGCACUCCAGCGGCGACCCGCUGCACGCGGGCGCCGCGGCGCCUCCGCGGGAGCCGCCCCCGGGCCUCGUGGCGGGCCUGGUCACCGAGUGCCUCCCCGAGGUCGGCCGCGAGACCCUCGCUCGUGGCCGCGACGAGCUCGACCAGAUCCAGCGGCAGACGGGCGCCCAGCUGACCGCGAGGGAGAACCUCCGCGGGGGCUACACCGUCGUCGUCGCGGGCACUCGCUCCGUCGUCGAGAGCGCCAUCCCCCAGGUCCGCCGCGCGCUCGCGGGCGCGGGCCCCCGCGGCGCGCCGCAGCCCGGCGGCGCGGACGGGUGCCGCGAACCCCCGCCGCGGCCGCCGCGCGCGGAGCCCGCCGCGUCUGCCGGGGCGCAACCGCCGGAGGCGGCCGCCCGCGCUGCUUCGACUGCGAGGAGCCCCGCGCCCGGGCCGGAGCCUGGGGGCGAGGCCGCGGAACCCGCGGCGGCGGGGAGGAGGAGGAAGAAGAAGACGAAGGCGAAGGCAAAGCGGAGGACCCAGCACGAACAGCCGCUGGAGGAGCCCUCCUUCGCCGGGCCGGACAGCCCAGACGGUGCUAAGGUUGCCGGGUUUGUUUUCCCAGUGCCUGGUGCCAUGAAGGGCGUCAAGAGUUGGAAGAAGGUCAUCUUCAAGAUGUCCAACGUUAGUUUCGCCUAUCCAGCUUGCAAGAGCCCGUCCAUCCUGGAUGUGAACAUCGAAAUGUCCCAGACAAGUCGGAUAUUGGUCACGGGUGCGAGAGGAUCGGGCAAGUCGACCUUAGUCAAAGUCAUGAUCGGAAAAUUGAAGUUGACUGAAGGCGCAAUCCAGAAGGCAGUCGGAGUCAGCGUGGCUUACGUUUCCCAGCACAUGUUCCAUCCGUUCGAGGUGCAUGCGCACAUGACUCCGCUACAAUACAUGAUGUGGCGUUUCGCCGAUGGCAGUGACAGGGAGAACCCUGAGUUCCAGCAGUACCGAGAACUCAGGCUACCCACGCAGGAGGGAGUCGAACAGCACUGCAGUGACUUUGGUCUUGACCGCGAGUCGGUCAGCCGCCUCCACAUGAAGCAGCUCGACAAGAGCACGAGGUUCAAGCUCGUGCUGUCUGCUGCGAUGUGGUUGAACCCGAACCUCCUCAUCCUGGACGAGCCCGCCAGCUGCCUGGACCGCUGCUGCCUCGAGGCCCUCGUGGCCGCGCUCGAGGGCUACCGGGGCGGCGUGCUGGUCACCGCCCAGAGCAGGGACGGGCACUGCUUCGAGGGGGCCGCCGCGGAGAGGUACGUCCUGAGGGGGGGCCGCCUGCGCCCCGACGUUCGGGGCGGCGCCGCCGCCGCCGUGGGGGCGGCCGCCCUGGAGGGCAGUGAUGGUGUACCGAUCGGCACUGUGACUCUGGAGCUGACUGGGCACGCGGGCAGUCAGACGCAGUAA